CAAAUGCGGCGAAUACAAAUGAAAUUACAGUUAGCGAAGUGCGCGAAUUCUAUUGUAUAUGUACUGAAUUCAAAUACAGAGCUUUACGACCAUUUCAAAAUUGCAGUCCUUUUUUACAUACUCUGACGGGUUUGUUCUUUACUUCGCUGCAUCAAUUUCACGACACAAGGGUCCGUGAAAAAUGCCUGUUGUUUCCCGAAUUUGUCUGUUUGUGCAAGUGGUUAGAAAACUUCUGUGCUCUCAAUCCACGAGUAUAUAUUCGCUACAGGAUCAUUAUUAUUUACAUCGUUAGCAGAAUUGAAACUAUUGUAUCCAAGCUGGUAACUUUAAACAAUGAAAUUGCUCAUUUAUCGAAUUCUAGGCAAGAAACCAUUCUUACGAUGGUAUGUUACCGCUCUUUCACGAGGGAUGUUCUACUUUCUAAUCUCCUUCUUUUGUUACGUGUCGAUAGCAAUCAUGUAAGCAAAUAUCAGUUGUUAUCGCAACUUGAAUAUUCAUACCUUUAUAUGAAUACACUAUCAUGUUUUGAUGUAGCAAAUGGCAUGUUACAGAGCUUUUAUGAUCUUUUGUUUUUGACAUUCACAUCUUUUUUCACCAAAUUUAGGUUUUCACAUGCUAAAUCAUUGGAUGCUUGGGAUAAGAAGAUGAGCAUCAACUACAUAAACAAAAACAGAAUAUGUCUGGAAGUGGUUUUUCAGCAUCCCAAGAGUUUCAAAUCUGUGCUGAAGAAAAGCAUUGAAAUGAUUUUAAAUCUAAAAAUACCUAAGGUGGCAGAAUACCAGGAGCU
Messenger RNA from Vavraia culicis subsp. floridensis, 787 nucleotides. RefSeq lists its product as uncharacterized. The annotation marks the transcript as partial. The transcript has a single exon. Lineage: Eukaryota; Fungi; Microsporidia; Pleistophoridae. The record is from RefSeq and is a predicted model, not a curated record.